AUGAACUUCCAACCGGUGAGUACAAGUUUCUCUCUGUCGUAAAGUUGCUUAUGGUGAGGUAUUGUUGAGUAUCUGUUAAAAUCUGAUGUAUAGAUUUAAAUAGAGCUGCAUUGAUUAGUCAACGUCAACAAAAAUCGAUAAUUAAAAAAAGUCGACAAUGAAUUCUAUUGUCACACAUAUGCAAUUGUGUCUCCACUGAGCAGCAGGGUAUUCAAACAUGGCGGCACCGGCGUCUAGUACAGCUACGUGUACCUGCUUAAAAACCGCCAAAGAUUUGGAGCACUUUAGUCAAGAUAAGGUGAAAAUGUUAAAUUUAAGAAAAAAUUAUCAUUAUCCGAUUACUCCACUUAUAGUUUCAAUAGUUGGUGACUAGUGGACUAUUAAAAAAGUUGUUAGUUGCAGCCCUAGGUAUAAAUCAAGCGACUAUGCUUCGGUGACAUCGGCCAUUUGUUGGUGAAUUGGGUUUUGAGGCUCAAUGGCGCCAUGCUGGUUAUGCUAAGCUAACCUACCAGCCCCUUCGCUUCCUCACAAAUAGACCUUAAUAUCUUCAAAAUUAAAGUGGUGUAGCAGAUGUUGUGGAAGCCCAGAGCUAUAUAGAUCUGGCUUUUUAAUGUGUUUGUUUUUGCUCUAGGAACAGGCUUUGGGUGCUUCUGCUGCCAGCCUUUAGCCUCAAGUGGCCACUCAAGGAACUGCAGUUUUUGGCACUUAGUAAUUGGCUUCAUUUCUUAAGACUGGAGGUCGCUGCUUAGCUUGGACGAGGCAUGACCACGCACGUCUGUUACUCAAACUACGAGAAAUUAAAAUGAACAAAUUCAAGUUUUAAAAAAAAAUCUUCUCUAAAGCUCUAAUCAAAAGCUGUAAAGUUCAAGAAAACUGUGUAAAAAGUAAAACUAAGCAGUAAAAACCCAGACAGUUAUUAGUUUUCAAUUCAACAUCAACAGCCAAACAAUUCAACCUUUCACUUUUAAUGGUUUCCAGUAAAUCGUUAGUGGAAACAGCCCAACUGCUAUAGGUAAAUAACUUAAACAGAUGCCUUUUAAAUGGCAAAGUGAAAAUACAUACAGCGAUUAAUGACUUCAUUAGCCUGCUGCUGUUCUAAUUAUUACAUCAAUAGUGCUCAUUAAACGAUUUUGACCUCCAGAUGGACAUUCUCUGUCUUCCCCUGUCACUUCUUUCACUCUUCUUUUUCGUCUCAGUCCAUCCACCGCCACUCCAUCUGCAUGCGAAAGUUAAAAUUCCUUGACAACACUGCAGCGCUGGAAACUGACAGCUCAUUAGGACUCUCAAAAUUGAGUUCACUUCUUUGUGAUCUAUUAAUCUAUUCUGUGCUUCUGCCUGACCACAGUCAUUUCUCCUUUCAUUAGCCCGAACAAUAGCCCCACCGCCACAGAAUUCAUUACACACAGUUAAAUACAGAUCCUUAGGGCCCAUUUAAUUCACUUUCAUUAUUAACAUUACUAUUAGUAUUAAUAUUCUUAAGUAAAAAAAAAAAAGGCUGCUGUGAUGUUGUGUGUCGCUGAAUUGAAAUGUUAAUCCAGCCUUUCAGCAGGUGCUUUCGUUCCUCUCACUGGAGGUGAUCGCUCGCUUUCUCUGGAGCGGCUGAAACAAACUGUCACAGCCGAACAGAAACAAAAAUUUGACUAAAGAAAAUCAUUUUUGUUUCAUGAAUUAAGUUAUGGGCUUUAAUAUUCACAAGAAAAAAAAAAAAAGUAUAAUGGUGACAGAUUACAGACAGUGUGUUGACUCCGAGCGCAGGUUUAAAGGACUGACUGAGUUUUGUUGAAGCUAAAAGUUAAAUAUUAAAGUCUCGGCUCAUUUUUACAGUUAUUUAAAAAUCAAAACACACCACUAUGUACUUAAAGCUACAGUAAGGUGCUGCCCCUUUAGAGAGCAGGGGGGAUUGUUUACUCUGCCGUGCCGUCUGUCCCUUUAGACUUGCAGAAGUUUCUUUCCACAGACACGCAGGUUGAAGUGAAGUUGUUUGUUUUUGCUCAAUCAUUUUUCUCAUCUGUACCCUGGAAUGCCUUUGUCUGUGAGUAUUGGACAUUACUGUGUUGAACUUAGCUGUUAAAGUUUCAAAAACAGUUCAUAAUUCAUGUAGGAUAACUUUCGGACAGAGCGAUACAAAUGCGCUAGCCUGUCAAUGGCAUUUCCACUCUAACGUUAGCAUUACACUAACCAGCAAUUGUUCAUUGGUGUUCAGUUUGUAAAAAAAUUAAACUUCUUUAUGAGGAUUUGUAUUGUAUAAGGUACCUUUGUCUGUGAGUACUGGUUGUUACUGUGUUGAAAUUACCCGUUAAAAUGUCAAAAGCAGUUCAUAAUUCAUGUGAGAAAACUUAGCGAUGCUAAUGCGCUAGCCUGUCAAUGGCAUUUCCAACGUAAUGUUAGCAUUAAGCUAAUCGGCGAUUAUUCGCUGGUGUAAAGUUUUUGACUGAAAUGAACAGUGAUGUAUUUCUCUGAUGCAUUAAAGCAAAAGAGAACAUAAACAACCCUAUUGGCAAUUUCAAAACUGUUAUUUUUAACACCUGAAAUUGCUGUGAAAGGGUAGGUACACUGAAGAAAUAGCCUUUGUUACUUUCACUACUACAGUAACUUAUACAGAGUUAUAAAAUUCACAGUGACAAGGAAACAUGAGGAGAUUUUGUGUCGAUUAACACACUUUCACAAUGACAAGAAGAAAUCGUAGUAGUCAGGAAACUCCUCACAAGAGCUUAAAAUGGUUUACCUUUACUUUAUGCAGGUUAAUAAUAAAACAAUGUUCCUCUUCAAAGCUUCUGUAAGGAGUUUUUGGCAUUAAAUGUAUCUUGUUGCCUUUUAAUGAUGUACAAAAUCAAACAAAACCAAUAUCAACUAUACUUUAGAUUUUAUAUCCUAAUUUUAUUAUCUAACACCAGUGCAAGCCUUGCAGACGAGAAAACAGCCCAAGUUUUAGAGUUUCCAAAUAAGACGCCACCAUAAAUGAUCAAUGUGACUGUCAAAAGUCAACAAAAUGAGAUUUGUUGAUAUGAAUCACAACUCAGGCAAGACAAUCUAAGACUGUUUUGACCACAGGGGGCGCCAAAGUCAACACAAAUCAAAAGUUCCUCACAGGAGCUUUAAAGAUUUUAAAUAUGGCCACCUCAUGCUUAUGGUAACACAAUCAACAGUCUAACAGUCUUACUCUUUUCUGAUAUAUCUCAUACAUAAGGCUGUUGUUGUGUUUCUCCCUGAUGAACUUUGUACAUAUUGAACAUGUUGCCCUGCUCUUGCUUGCGCACACUGUAAAAUCUUUAAAAGGAAAACACACUUUUGGCAUCCCUUUCGGCAUCCUGGCAGGAACUAUAGCUGAACGAGACAGCAUGCGAAUGUGUGAACAAGUAAACACACAUGCCAGCCUUUGGUCAAACAGAAUAAAUUAUAAUGGCACAGACGCAUCAAUCCAAUCAGUGAAUAUGUCUGAGGACUCGUCUCCAACUCCUGCCCAGUGUGAGUCCAAGCCCAGGCACAAAUACUCCAGUCAAAAUGAUUUUAUAUAAAUAUAUUACACAGAUAUAUCCACCAUUAAAGAAAACAUCUGAGAGUAAACAGUUAAUCAAUUCAGUAUGAGUGGAUAUCUAAAGCUCUUUCUAAUUACCGUUAAUAAGAUUGCCAAAAAGUUACUGAAAAUGACCAAUAAGGAAAAGUCGCCAAGAAAGCAAGUUAAAUUCUCCCACUUCUCUACACCCACUCGUGGCUGUGGGUUGUGUAAAAGGUAAGAUAAGAAAAAUUUUAUUACAGAGUUUUGACUUUCUUCCAAUCUGUAUGUUAAUUCCAAUAUAACUCAGUGUACUAGACCCAGAGCACGAUCGUUACACUAUUUUAAGAGGUGAAAACUGUACAUUUCUUUUAACCCGUUGCUGCUGAAUAAUGUAAAACUAUUUCUCCACCGAGCAGGUUGGACACAGUGUGUGAGCUCAUUAGUGCUCACGCCGUCCCUGAAACUGUUCCCUAAAGUUGUCCCAGUAAUUAAUAUGACCUUUGGAGACCUCACCGAGUCCUCUUUAAUCACUUCUUGAAUCCUGCUUUUUAUUGUCAAAUGCUUUUUAAUCACUUGUUUUAAUUCUAAUUCUAUUUCUCGGUCCAUCUACAUUCAUGUCAGGGCCUCUGGUGGUAGCUGAUGCCUUAAAGUACGACAAUCAACAUGCACAGAUAAGAUAGUGGAAAUUAUUUAAAUUAGAAAAUAACUAUCAGAUAUGUAGAUUUCUUCUUAUAUCAGUAAUGCCCACACUCAAACUUAAAUGGAGCUCUUAACAACAACUGACCAAGUUAAAUUAUUCCCAAAUCCUCUUAAGGCUGAAAAUAAAACACAACAAAUAGCCAACUAUGUCAAACAAAUACCAUAAACUCUAAAGUGGUUCGUAUUGAUUGGUAUUAGAGUGGUUCUGCUCAUUUAGGGUUGGUGCUUCUCAUUCUGGACACCCCAAGUUUUGGCUCUGGUGGGUCUAGAAGUUGACUGGUCACUUUCAAAACUGCAACUCAACAACUCUUGUGUUAAUCUGUGAAUCCCCAGCCCUGAAGUUUGGGACUCAUAAAAAUGGGAUUUGGGGUGUAAUGAGUUUGCUAAAGCUGCCACGAGCUUUAUAUCCAAGAUCUGCAAACACAAUCUGUGAAUGCAGGCGGUAAAGACGUGCAAGGUGAGGUUAGGCAGUUAUUGCAGUUAUUUACAGCUCCGCCAUGAUUACUGUAGUGAUAUUAUGGUUAUACAUGCACAGAAAUAAGAUUGUUUAAACAAUACCAAUGCUGUUUUUUCUUGGCUUAAUGAUUAUACUUCCAUUAGAAAGCCUUAAUUUCUUUAUCAACAAGAAGCAGUCAACACAUGCUGGAAACAAAGCAAGGUGGCGCCACAUUUUAGUAGUUUAUCCACCCCAGCAGAGCAAGGAAGCAUAAAUCUUGGCAAAACAGUGGUUCUGUCUAGACCUUGCAACUCUCAAACUCACUCUAGGUCACGCUAGUCGCUUUCAAGAUGGUGAAAUCAGAUGUCUUGGGGGUUUGAAAGAGCUACACGACUGCAUAUAAACUGCCCAUUGCUGAACACAAUGGUACGGUAGUCUUCACAGUUUAAACUCUUUUAAACCCUUUUAAAAAACAAUAAAUGUAUUCUGGUUUCAACAGUAUUUUAAAGAUUUUCUCUCAUGUCCUCUUAUUGCUUCUACCCAUUCAGUAUUUUUUUUUUACUUUUAAUCAAUUUCAUUUACUGUUUUUGUCUUUUUUUACUUGUUACUUUCUAUUUCCUGUCUAACUUUACUACAUUUUGGUCUUCUUGGACGAGGUUCAUGUUGUCUGUUUCUUUGUCUGAGCAAUUGCAUUCCUGUUCUUGCCAAUGCUCCAUGCCACACAUGUGUCAUGGCUGUCCAAGCUCCAUCCCAGAAGUGUCUCUCCGCUAAAGAUACACGGCGAGUUCAGUUUCAACACAGCCUGCACCCAGCAUUACUCCAAACGGAAAUCAACCUAGACAGGAUGUUAAGCCCCAUAUGCCGACCCAUGACUGUUUAUUAUUUCACAUUGAUGACAAAUUGGUUAUGUAUUUCCUGUGAAAACAGACUUCAUGACCUAUCCCUGACUCAUGUGGACCACAACAGGACUUUCAGAUGCUUAAUUUGUCUGAAAGUAACAACACAAAAAAGUGGAGCGUAAUUUACUCAACUGAACAACCAUUGAAUUAAAACUUUAAAAUCACAUUGCUUGUUCACCAACGGUAAAGCACAACACUCACAUAAAAAAAAAUCUAAGUGAGCAGGAAAUCAACGUGGCAGAUAAAAGCUGCACUUAACAGUUUAUAAGAAAAAGUACAGCUCUAAUUAGACCUGACGAUCAGCAGUUUAAUAAAGUCAUGUUAAGAGAAUUGCUCCCAAGUGUUCGCAAGUCACGUCAGUGUCUCAAGUGUUGUGCCACAUGGGGCUAAAAUCUACAUUCGGUAAUUACUGUACGAGAAUUUCCUGUGAAAAAAAAACAAGUUCAGACAUGCUGCAAAUACAAACACCUGAUGCAACUUCAAGCUGAAGCCUCUCAAGUAGAUAAAAUAUCUUCGUUUCAGCUUCUGCGACUUCAACCUCUUUGAAUCUCCCUCACUCUCGUAAGAUGCGGGCCGUGACACAUCUUACAUCAAAGUUACACAUCCAAAAAUAACAUUUAAUUUAUGAAUAAUGUCACAUCUCUCUCUGACGAUGAUACAUAUCCCCCAUCACCUCGUCGUCAUGGUCACACUGUUUCAUAUGCAUGGUGUGAGUCAGCUGAGAAGUGUGUGGGUCAUUUUGAGUCAGACCAGAUGGAUAGUAAGCUAAACAUACGCAGACAGGCCAUUAAAGCUCUGUAUAUAAAGGCAGACAAGAUCAGGAAGAUGAAACCAUCACUCUGAACAUGUGAGCGUGGCUGAUCCUGGAGCACCUGGGAUAUUCAGCCGGGUUAAAAAGGAGCUGUUUCUCUCAGCAGCAAGGCAGACACAGUCGAAUAUUCAAACACAGCACACCAUUUCUUAAUAAAGCCGCAGAAGCUGAUGGAAACAAAUGGACAAGGCAGACAUGGUUGACCAGCUUGUGAACUUCGUGCUGAGCCUUAACAACGGAGCGAAAACUGAAGCUGUGAUGCAAAGAAUCACUGACAGCCAGACUCAGAUCAUUCAGCUGCGGCUCGUUCAUUCAUUUUCACAGCGAGAAAACUGAAAGAGCAUCCUCCAUAUUCAUGCAGAAGACACGCUCGGGGUUGGGAGUGAAAACAUUGAAAUGAUUUUGCACUAAAAUAUUCCUGGUUGUUGGUCAAAAAAACGUUAGAUAUCUGAUCUUUUUAAUUGUUUUUUAAGAGAUCAUGAACUUUUAGUUUAAACUGUUAAAAAGUGCAUUCUUGUUUUUAUUUAAAAGCCCAAAGUUCAGAGCGAGAUUCAGAAAAAGAAAUACUGAUACUGAUACUGAUUCAACACUGAGGAGCUGUUAAAUGGGUCAGGCAGAACAGAUACUUGUAUUGAUUUGAAGCAGACAUUCGUAGCGAUGGAAAGUCCGUAACGGUUCCUUCCACUGUAACUCCUUUACUCUGAUGUAGUGAUGUGUCGGUCACGAACGAACUGAUUCAAUGAGCCAGCUCUUUGGCAUGAACGGUGGGAGCUGGUUUCCCUCUGUGAAACGCCAAAUGAUCUGGUUCACUAAAAAAAAGAGCCAUAAUUUCCAUCACUACUGUGAUGAUUAAACAUGUUUACAGCCUUAUUGAAAAACCUGUCUCGUUAUUUUCUGUAGUUGUUAAGAUUGCGGGACUGAGGAAUCAGAGGCUCACCUGACUUGACUAUCAGGCAGGCACACUGUAACCCUUUGAAAAGUUGUGUCUGCCACCGAAUAUGGCGACUGCCACCGAUUAGCUUCAAAACUCCACUCCAGAAACCAAUGAGUUACGUCACUGAUGCUUCGUCAUGUUAUUAUACAGUCUGUGUGUGUGCGCCAACUUCUGAGUUCUUUCUGAGCUGAAAAGUCAACAAUUCUCAAACUACAGACAAAAAUAUUGCCGAUGAAACUGUUGCUGCUGUAGACUUUGAGUAAAUCAUUUGACCAUGUAGUAGAUUUCUAAUUCACGGUUAUAUUAGUAGCUGCUGCUGUUGACUGUUACGAGUGAGAUAUCUUGAAAUGAUUUUCUCAGGAUUUUCACUGGCAAUUAUCUGUGAAGCUGCUGAUGAUUUUUAAAGUGGCUAUUUCGGCUGACUUAAUAUCUUUACAUUAUCGGAGCCUCUUACCCUGGAAAAUGGCUGCUGUGUAAACAUGGUCAGCAGGGAUGGAGGGCUGUGUGCGCUUCGACUGAAAGACACACAGAGACUAACAUCUGAGUAAAAUACUUUGUUGUAAACUCUUGUUGUUUACAGGGCGGUAAAAUUAAUUCUGUUCAUAUGGGGCAGACACAACAAAAGCAUCGUUCCUAAGUUCCUAAGUCACCUGUUGAAAGUGAGCCCAAUUUUUAAUUGCUUUGCAUCUCUGGAGACAUCAUCUUAGGGCCUCUGGUUUUCGAGAUGUUUAAAUCUCAUUUACUUAGGCGCUCGGUUAUUUCACCAGGGGCAGGUAUAGGUUACAAGCAGCCUGUCUGAGGCUGUUUACCGGGAACAACUUCUAAAGCUCUACAUGAAAAGGAGCUGUUGGGACUGAACCAACACGCCAAAACAAUUAGAUGCAGUGGGUGGAAAGCUGAAGUCCUGCUUUCUCUGCAGAGAAAGUUCUGUUCAAUUCCACUUAGUUUAAACAGGAUAAUAUUUUUGAGCGUUUUAACCAAGAAUUGAACAACCUUCACAAGACUGGAAGUCCUCAAAAUGUGCCCAUCUUCAACUUUUUAGUGGUAACUUUCCUCUGCAGGCUUUAGCAUCUUCUUGAAAUUCUCUUUAUGCAGCCGCUUCCUCACUUUCUCCACCUCCCUGGCCUUUUCCCCCCUCUUCUUGACAGGUACGUCAGAGAGGGUGGCAGUUGAUUGCUGCCUUUCGCCCUUUUGAUCCCCCUUCAUGGUGUAAGGCUGAGCGCUUGGAGACUGAGGUCAUCCUCAGUGGAAACCUCACCGGCGGAGGUAGAGGCGAGCAGCUCUCUGGAGGUGGAUUUCAGAGCUUAAGCAACAAGCGGAGCAGCAAGAGCAUCAGGUGGAGCAGCUUACGCAACAUGAGGAGCAGAGGUUUCCCCGGCAUGACAGGAUCAGGACAAUCUGUGACAUUAGCAGGAAGUAAAUUGGUGUAG
Messenger RNA from Xyrichtys novacula (pearly razorfish), 8705 nucleotides. Lineage: Eukaryota; Metazoa; Chordata; Actinopteri; Labriformes; Labridae. The record is from the annotation of a GenBank genome assembly.